Plasmopara halstedii is the source of this 1752-nucleotide messenger RNA. RefSeq names its product Quinonprotein alcohol dehydrogenase-like superfamily. Gene Ontology annotation, biological process: protein localization to cilium; non-motile cilium assembly. Gene Ontology annotation, molecular function: patched binding; smoothened binding. The transcript is spliced from 12 exons. The record is from RefSeq and is a predicted model, not a curated record. Gene Ontology annotation, cellular component: centrosome; BBSome; axoneme. The coding region runs from base 1 to 1752 and encodes 583 amino acids. NCBI's taxonomy places the organism in Eukaryota, Oomycota, Peronosporomycetes, Peronosporales, Peronosporaceae.
AUGCCGCUAUCGGAAGACACAGAGAAGGGCGAUGUUCCAUCAUCAGCAUCAGCUGAAUCAGCUGAUCCAUCGAUCAAGAAAACAUUGAUGAGUCCGUGGCUUUCAGCAUAUCACAAUGCAGUUGCUGGUAUCAAAGCUGGAUCAAAUUGCAUGCGAUUGGUGGAUGUCUACGGCGACGGGGACGCAAAACUCGUGAUAGCAGAUGGGGACCAGCGGCUAAAGAUGUUCAAAGGUUCAUCACUCCAUGGCGAGCAAGCUAUCCUUGGAGUACCAUCGUCCCUGAGCUACUUUUACUCGGACAAUAGUCGACCUCGAAUUCCAGCAAUUGCAGUUGCAUCGGGCCCAUAUAUCUUCAUAUACCGCAACUUUCGCCCCCACUACAGGUUCACAGUUCCAUCCAGGUCCCGGACGCGCUCACGCAAUUUUCAACAAUGCGGAAUUCGCUUGUCGGAGCGUUCGCGGGGUCUGCUAGCGAUUGACAAUAUAGAAGAGCAAGCCGAAUACGUGUCGAGGUUUAUGGACGAUCAACUAGUCGAGCGAUCUUUCGUGACUUGCAUGACGUCUAUUAACAAGAGUAUGGACGACAAAGAUGCUGUAAGCUGUCUUGUCGUCGCAAGUGAGAGCUGCAUGGUGUAUGUGUUGGAUCCUCAAGGCACAACCGUUAUCCAACAGAUAAAAGUUCCUGGAGUGCCUGUUGAAAUCGUUGCUGUGGGACUGCUGGACAUCGAAUAUCGUCUUGUCAUGACAACACGCAACAGCACCGUGUACACAAUAAAGAAUGGAGAAUUGCUGAGGUCAGUGAUUGAGCUGGAAUUACCUGCGUGUGGUCUCGUGCAACUCGAUAAGAGCAUCGUGAUUGCAUCGAUGAGCCGAAAGCUCACGUCGUACCACCUCAAAGGCAAAAAAAAUUGGAGUUUAACUAUGGGUGACGAUAUUGUUGCCCUUGAAGCAUUUAGUCUUCGUCGAACCAAAGAAACUCGAGGUGUUAUCGUGGCAUUGCACAACGGCGAAGUCACGUUGUACAAUGAAAAGGUCAAGGUGUGCACUUUAAGCACGGACAUGGUGCUUACAGGAAUGCGAUUUGGUCAAUAUGGACGCGAGGAAGCCUCGCUUGUUCUCGUGCAAAAGAGUGGUGCUCUUUCAUUGAACAUUCUAAAACGUACAGCCAGCUUAGAUGCGAUCUCAGCGGCGGCCGGUCCUCCACCGGAGCAAGACAUCCCACUUAACAUCCCUAAGAAAACGACAUUGUACCUUGAGCAAACUCAACGCGAACGAGACCAGGCCACAGAAAUGCAUCGUCACUUUCAGCGUGACUUGUGCAAAUUGCGCUUGAACACAGCACGUGCAUAUGUUAAGAUUAUCAAAGAUGGACAUGGGUUGGUCUCGUACUCGACGGGUGCAGCCAUCCGUCUGAACGCACAAGUGCUGGGAAUCGGUCCGUCCUUUCGAAUCAAGUUAAACAUUCAGAAUGCCGGUUUUAAAGCGGUAACCAGCAUCACUGUCGCUUUCCAAUUCGAUCACGAGUUGUAUUGUGUAAAGCAAAGCCUCAUACCUAUACCGCUUUUGAUUCCUAACGUGCUAUAUCAUUAUGCCGUUGACGUGGACAGCAUCUCUCAGCUUGGCGCUGCGGAUAAUGUAUCUAUUUUCGUGUGCGCGAAGGAAAGCAGCAUCCCUCUCGUUUCUGCCAUUAUAAGCAUGCCGCUAUGUGAAUCCAAGAUACUCUUCUGUCUUGUAAAUUGCCUUCAAAAGUAG